UUGUCGGAGGCCUCCUGGUGUGAGCCCGGGUGGAACUGAACUGGGCUUCGGGCCGCGGCUGGCUUCCGGCGCCAUGGCUCAAAGGGCCUUCCCGAAUCCUUAUGCCGAUUAUAACAAAUCCCUGGCCGAAGGCUACUUUGAUUCUGCUGGGAGGCUGACCCCUGAGUUCUCACAGCGUUUGACCAACAAGAUUCGAGAGCUUCUUCAGCAAAUGGAGAGAGGCCUAAAAUCAGCAGACCCUCGGGAUGGCACCGGCUACACCGGCUGGGCAGGUAUUGCUAUGCUUUACUUACAUCUCUAUGAAGUGUUCGGGGACCCUGCCUACCUGCAGAUGGCACAUGGCUAUGUGAAGCAAAGCCUGAACUGUUUGAGCAAGCGUUCCAUCACCUUCCUGUGUGGGGAUGCAGGCCCCCUGUCAGUGGCCGCUGUGGUGUAUCACAAGAUGAACAGUGAGAAGCAGGCAGAGGAUUGCAUCACACGGCUGAUUCACCUGAAUAAGAUUGAUCCCCAUGUUCCAAAUGAAAUGCUUUAUGGACGAAUAGGCUACAUCUAUGCUCUUCUUUUCAUCAAUAAGAACUUUGGAGAGGAAAAGAUUCCUCAAAGCCAUAUUCAGCAGAUUUGUGAAACAAUUUUAACCUCUGGAGAAAAUCUAGCUAGAAAAAGAAACUUCACAGCAAAGUCUCCACUGAUGUAUGAGUGGUACCAGGAAUAUUACGUGGGGGCUGCUCAUGGCCUGGCAGGAAUUUAUUACUACCUGAUGCAGCCCAGCCUUCAAGUGAGCCAAAUGAAGUUACAUAGCUUGGUCAAGCCCAGCAUAGACUUUGUCUGCCAGCUGAAAUUCCCUUCCGGCAAUUACCCUCCGUGUGUGGAUGAUAACCGAGACCUGCUAGUCCACUGGUGCCAUGGUGCCCCUGGAGUAAUCUACAUGCUCAUCCAGGCCUAUAAGGUGUUCAGAGAAGAGCAGUAUCUUUGUGACGCCUAUAAGUGUGCUGAUGUGAUCUGGCAAUAUGGAUUGCUGAAGAAGGGAUACGGGCUAUGCCAUGGUGCCGCAGGGAAUGCCUAUGCCUUCCUGGCACUCUACAACCUUACACAGGAUAUGAAGUACCUGUACAGGGCCUGUAAGUUUGCUGAAUGGUGCUUAGAUUAUGGAGAUCAUGGAUGCAGGACACCAGACACCCCCUUCUCCCUCUUCGAAGGAAUGGCUGGAACAAUAUAUUUCCUAGCUGACCUGCUAGUCCCCAUGAAAGCCAAGUUCCCUGCAUUUGAACUGUAAAGAAAAGCAGGCCCCCCGCAACUUACAGCAUGACCCUCUGUGUACUCAAACCUGGGCUGAGUGCUUUCAUUGCUUUUCAAGGAAAUAUAGAAUCAAACUGAUGUAGUUGAUUUUUUUUUUUUUAGAAUUCAUCUUUGCUUCAGUUCCUUUUUUUAUUAUGUACUUUUAUUUAAAAGUAUGCAAAGAAGUCUUCUAACUUUAAGUUUCUCUAAAAGGAAGGAUGGGUAGUAAGUGCAAUAUUUUGAGGUCAUUUAAUGCAUUUCAGAACAUGGAGGAAAUCUUAUUAAGUGUAUGAAUAUAACCAUCUGCUACUGUUACAGAAAUGUCUAAAAGAAACUAAGUAUAGAUAAACAGAUAAUUACAUGGCUAUUAUUGAACAUUGCCCUCCAUGUCUUUGGUUUAAUAUUUUUCCUUCAAUGGAAGGGAAGUUUGAUGACUUGCUGUUCUUUGCAUGGUUGAUUGUGAAAGGGGACAAAAUUAUAACUAUGAUUCCAGAAGAAAAUCUACAAGAACAGGAAACUAGGCUUGGAACCUAAAUACCUUUUUUUCAAACUCCUGUUACCUAUGUGUACUGAAGAUAAACAUACCUUAAAAU
Messenger RNA from Castor canadensis (American beaver), 1868 nucleotides. RefSeq names its product LanC like glutathione S-transferase 1 (gene Lancl1). The record is from RefSeq and is a predicted model, not a curated record. Gene Ontology annotation, biological process: carbohydrate metabolic process; peptide modification. Gene Ontology annotation, cellular component: plasma membrane. NCBI's taxonomy places the organism in Eukaryota, Metazoa, Chordata, Mammalia, Rodentia, Castoridae.